Dreissena polymorpha is the source of this 852-nucleotide messenger RNA. RefSeq lists its product as uncharacterized. The transcript has 4 exons. The record is from RefSeq and is a predicted model, not a curated record. Bases 208 to 738 code for a protein of 176 amino acids. NCBI's taxonomy places the organism in Eukaryota, Metazoa, Mollusca, Bivalvia, Myida, Dreissenidae.
UUGAAACGGAUUUUAUUUCUCAAUUCAGCCGGUUGUUAUUUAUUCGGAAUGCUAAACAAAUAUAUCAAUUACAUAUUGCAUAUAUCAAAGGUGUUUAAGUCAUUUAAAUAAGUAAUUAUAAAUACAUUUGUUUGAAUGGUUAACUACGCGGAUAUAUUUGAAUAAUAAAUAAGCAAUACCAACUGAAGAAAUAAACCCUAAACUGACAUGAAUCUCUUUACCGAAUGGGUGUCAUUAGUUCUAAUCUCAAACUGCUGUCUCUAUGGCAUACGAAUUCAUGUUCAAAUGCUGAGUCUGACGACGAUAGAAGCCUCGUGUCAAGGUUCGAUGACGUCUGCUAUAUUCUAUAGAAAAACGGCAACUGGUAACGCUUUCGAAAACAUCGUGAAAGUGGUCAAUGACGACACUGAAUGUAAAACUAAGACUGCAUUAUCAAAGACAGCAGUGCAAUGUUUGUGUAAGGACAGAAACCAAGUUCGUUGCGUAAUAUCAGAAAUAACGUUCCAUUACUCCGAUGAAUGGUAUUGUGCCAUAUUUACAAACGGAAGUCUUGUUAACAGCGAUAGUGUGUCCAUGUCAAAACAGGAUAUAAUACGCAAUGUACAAGAAGUAAGUAGUACAACUGAUGCAACAACAACAGUCGAGGUAUCCCCGACCAUCACAGAUGAGAUGACAAAGUUCAAUAGUAUAGCCGUACAAACAGCAGUUGCGGAAAACUCACUUUUCAAGUAUGUAUGAUGUGGUGUUCGAGCUUUCGUGCGGAAUCCAAUCAUGUUAUUUACCAUGCACAUAUUAAAUAACUUCCAAUGUAAGCAUGCGAUUUUCUAUCGCGUUUGAAACUAUACCUCAAGG